CCCACCAGAAGUCCUGGCCAAAAGAGGUGAUGUAAGAGGAGCUGAAGAGCUGGCAAAUAUGCUGUCAAGGAAUCUGUCUUGCCGGACAAACUUCACAAGAGAUUACACCAUGUAUGCCAAUUGCAGGAGCGAGCAGAUCAAAGUAUGGUCAGAAGUCGUCCUCGAAGUUGUGCUGCAAGUAAGCUGCAAUGACUGGGUUGCUGUCCUACCAUGUGUGGAGGCAGCACUGAAUACUUCAACUGCCCUAAAAGAUAUAGAUGGUAAGAGCCCCUACCACAUCCAGUUUGGGAUUCAAAGUUGCAGGGAGACAAGAGACCCCCAUCAGCCAGAUGGUGUACAAGACCACAACCAACAAGAUGUUGUCAGAAGGGCAAAGAAGUACCAGAAGUGCGAGAAAUCCAUCUGCACCGUGGUAACCUUUUCCACCAAGAAGAGGAACAUCCAACAACAGCCUCCUGACCAUGACUACUCUGCCGGUGCCUCAGGGCAACAGCACACAGCACACAAUAGACAGAGGCAAGGCCCAGGCAUUCCGGGAAUCCAGAACAGGCACAACCAGUGCUAUAUCAUCAGCCUACUGCAGGCUUUGGCUGCUGUUAGAGCUGAUGUACUGUAUACAGACAUAGUGGAGCCUACACAUGACAACAAGCCAUGGAACGCCAUGCUUCGUGUGAUCAGUAAGCUUGGCAAAGUGUCCCGGGUGGCCCAGAGGUUGAACCUAAAUGUCAGCCUAGAUGCAAUAAGAAAUUCCUUGCCACCAUUCGCAAAUCACAGUCAGCAGGACGUUUUCGACUUCUUCCUGGCAGUAAUGGACUUCCAAGAUUGCCCACCAUGUCAGGGCCAGAGCUGCAUUUUUCUCAACAGGAUCUUCAGUGUCACACUGGCCACACAGUUUAGCUGUGUUUGCAGUUCAACAUGGAGAGGAGGAGUGGUAGGGCAGCAUUACCUUGACCUCUACAUGCCAGCUGAGCGCAGUGAGUCAACCACUCUGCAGGAACUACUGAGGAAACACUUCAUGCCAUCCUCGACACAAGUCACCUGCACUGCAUGUGGUGCCAACAGUGCAGACAGCACGAGCUGCAGCAUCUUGCUGGAUGCCUCAUCAUUGCUGGCACUGAGAGUGAGAAGGUGGGACCCCUUACAACAUGGCACUGCAGGGCUGAAAGACUCCCGAAUUGUCAGAUUCACAAUUGGGGAGACAGUCACUGUUGAGAAGCAACCUGGAGAACAGCUGAAAUACAAAGUAAAAGCAGCUGUGAUCCACCAUGGAGCAUCAGCACUAAGUGGCCAUUACACUGCUGUGGUGGGAGUCAACAACAGGACAUACUUAGCUGAUGAUGACUACACCAACACCAUCACACUGUCUGACGAGGAGUACUCGCAGUGUUACAUGUUUUUCUUGUCUAAAGUCUGAAAGACAUCAUUCUAUCCUGGCAAGAAAGUGUGAAGAAACUUCACAGACAAAGAAGUCUCUUUUUUUUCUUCACACAUACAAGAAAUGUGUUAGUGCCAAGGAGCAGGGGCAAUUAUAGACUAUAUUAUAGACAGGGUGACCAAAUUUUUUUUGCAAAUGUAGCUGUCCAGCUCCAUCUUCAUUUAGUAGUCUCUAUAGUUAUGACUGCAUACAAAUUGUAAAAUCUUUAUUAUCUGAGCUUAGUCAGUAUCACAUUCAUAUCAAAAUGUAAUCAUAUAUACUGCACUUUUCUCUUAUAUAUGUCAGACUAAAUCACGCAACGCCAUCAUGCAACAAGGAAUAGUCAUUACAUCCUGACAAAGCUAGCUGAUAGCUGGCGAAACGUCGAUGCUCUGUAUUUCCUUGGUUGUGUAAAAAGAACUGUUCGUAAUAAAGUACUUUACCAACCUGAUGAA
This is a messenger RNA of Branchiostoma belcheri (Belcher's lancelet), 1869 nucleotides long. RefSeq lists its product as uncharacterized. Gene Ontology annotation, cellular component: cytosol; nucleus. Bases 59 to 1414 code for a protein of 451 amino acids. Gene Ontology annotation, biological process: protein deubiquitination. The record is from RefSeq and is a predicted model, not a curated record. The transcript has 9 exons. Lineage: Eukaryota; Metazoa; Chordata; Leptocardii; Amphioxiformes; Branchiostomatidae. Gene Ontology annotation, molecular function: cysteine-type deubiquitinase activity; cysteine-type endopeptidase activity.